Messenger RNA from Clupea harengus (Atlantic herring), 3567 nucleotides. RefSeq names its product PDZ domain containing ring finger 4 (gene pdzrn4). Bases 125 to 2461 code for a protein of 778 amino acids. NCBI's taxonomy places the organism in Eukaryota, Metazoa, Chordata, Actinopteri, Clupeiformes, Clupeidae. The transcript is spliced from 7 exons. Gene Ontology annotation, molecular function: protein binding. The record is from RefSeq and is a predicted model, not a curated record.
ACAGGUGAAUGGACAUGACUUCUCCCGCGGGGGUCAUGAGGCUGCCGUGGAGGCGCUACGGAAGGAGCCCAUCGUCGUACAGGUGCUGCGGCGUAACCCUGGCAACGGACGCAACCACGGCAACAUGCAGGAAGUGUGCGUGGUGGACGUGUGCACGCAGACAGACAUCACCUUUGAGCACAUCAUGGCGCUUGCCAAGCUCCGCCCUGCCACGCCACCCGUACCCGAUAUAUGCCCCUUCUUGCUCUCCGACAGCUGUCACUCCAUCCACACCAUGGAGCAGGAGUAUUUUGAGUGUCCAGAGUAUCUGUCCAAUGGGCAAACAGAGGUGGAGAGGACAGAAGAAUUUGAGUAUGAGGAGGUGGAGCUGUGUCGACAUAACAGCCAGGAGAAACUUGGCCUGACUCUGUGCUACAGAACAGACGAUGAGGACACGGCAAUCUACGUCAGUCAGGUGGGGCCCAACAGCAUCGCCGCCAGAGAUGGACGCAUCAGGGAGGGAGACAGAAUACUACAGAUUAACGGCCAUGACGUGCAGAACAAAGAGGAAGCAGUGGCUCUGCUUUCCAGUGAGGAGUGCAGGAGCAUCGUGCUGCUCGUGACCAGACCAGAGAUACAGAUGGAGGAGGGCUGGCUUGAUGAGGAGCACAGUGAGUUCCUGGAGGAGCUGAAGAUGGAGAUUCUGGAGGAGCAGAGGAAAGAGGAGAGCCAGCAGAUGGCUUCUCAGGAGCAGGAAGGCCUCUCCACAGAGCCAGGUACCGGCUCCCCAUCCAAGCCCAGGGACCAGAGUAGAGGACUGGACCAGGGGAACCAGCACACUGAGGCGUCCCAAACCUCCGCCGCUCCUCGCCGGCGCUCCCCCCAGCGCCGUCUCCGGGACAGAAUCGGGGUGUCCGAACCCCGCCUGAGCACAAGCCUUCCCCGAUCUGGCUUGAGCCGGGACAGAGAACCCAGUCCGGGUUCAGGUUUGGAAUUGGGAUUGGGAUUGGGAUUGGGAUUGGGUUCUGAGCCAGUCCAGCGGGUCGAACGGGUCGAGCGGGACCACUUCCAGCAGCUGCUGGAGCUGAAGUGUCAGAUCCGUAACCGGGGGGAGUGCGGCCUCUACUACAGCCGGUGCAGCAGCACCAUGGAGUACAGCGUGACGGAGCAGCCCGGCGGCGGGGUGGAGCGCGAGCUGAGGAUGCUCAACGAGGAGCUCCACAGCAUUGAGCUGGAGUGCCAGAGCAUCAUGCAGGCCCACCAGCUCCGCCAGACCCAGAGCGAGUCCAUCGACUACAGCCACUCCUGCGCCACGUCGCCGGCCUCCAGCAACGGGGGCCAGCGGGUGGGGAAGGAGGCGCGGCAGCCCCGGGGCAAGCUGGCGGACAUCCGCGAGCUCCCGGAGAGGUGGAACAGCGACAAGCUGCGGGACAAGGACAGCUCGAGCGCGUACAACACGGCGGAGAGCGCGCGCUCCACGCCACUGGGCACGGAGAGGUCGCCGGACCACUCGCUGCAGAGACGCGUGAACCUGACCAACCUCAAGAACCUCCACGGGAGCGCGCACAACUCCCCGGCGCACAUGCACGCGCGCGUCCACACGCACCACGCUCACACGCUGCCCGCCCUCUCGAGCCACUCGACUCGCCCCACCCAGGUCCCCUCCACCCCGGGGAGCCCCAACCGGGCCCUCCCUGCUCCCCCAGCCACCACCACUAACUCCUCCAGCCUGGACCAGAGCCCCAGCAACCCGUCCGAGUCGGAUCCGGCGCUCCCGGCCGACGACGAGCGUUGCGAGCGCAAGAGCAGCCAGCGCCAGCGGCAGCGGCCGCAGCCGGUGUGGCACGCGUCCCCUUACCACACGACAGGCGGUGCGCCGAACACACACACCGGCGCCACUCGCAACUACCAGAGCUACAUGCAGCUGCUGCAGCAACACUCCUCGUCCUCGCUGGAGUACUCCCAGAGCCAGCUCAGCCUGCUCAGUCUGCGGCCCGCUAGGCCCGGCGAGCCCCGGCUGGAGUUUAAGGUCAAAGUUCGCGCCGACGGCACGCGCUACGUAGCGCGGCGGCCCACCCGCGACCGGAUCCUGCGGGAGCGCGCGCUGCGGAUCCGCGAGGAGCGGAGCGGCGGCAUGACGACGGACGACGACGCGGCCAGCGAGCUGAAGAUGGGCCGCUACUGGAGCAAGGAGGAGCGCAAGCAGCAGCUGGCCAGAGCCAGGGAGCAGAGGAGGAGGAGGGAGUUCAUGCAGAGGAGCCGGCUGGAGUGCCUGAAGGAGACCGGGGGAGGUGCCAGCGGAGCGCCGGAGGGCCGCAAGGAGGUCAACAUCCUGGAGCUGAGUCAGAAGAAGAUGAUGAAGAAGAGGAACAAGAAGAUCCUGGACAACUGGAUGACCAUCCAGGAGCUGAUGACGCACGGGGCACGGGUGCCUGAGGGGACCAAAGUCCACAAUGCCUUUCUGUCCGUUACCACAGUGUAGGAGACACACACACACACACACACACACACACACACACACACACACACACACACACACACACACACACUCACACUCAACAUCUCAAAUGGACAAAUCAAGCAUUUACAUGCAUACAAACACACUGACACGCACACACACACACAUACUCUUUCCAUAUACUAAUCUUACGCAGUAUACUGCAUACAGGAUAGUGCAUCGCUCUUCUGCCGGUGUGAGACCAACUUGCCUCGUUGAAUGUGGCCAUUUUGUUUGUUCGUUUUUCAUAAGGGGAAGAGAGAGAAAGAGAGAUAUUUUUCAUGUUUUAAGAACUAAAUAUCAUUUUGUACAAAGAAACAAAAACAUAGACCUUUUUUCAUCACCGAAAAUGAACCACAACCUGUUCUGACCGGACUACGUCUUUUUGUACUGGGAUGAUUUUUAAUCUUUGUACCAUAAUGCAGUACCUCCCUGCUCUGUGUAGGAAAGAGACUAUGACUGUGUGAAAGGGUUUCAAACAGCAGAAUGUUUUGUCUAAUGUACCUUUUCUUCCCUUCAUACAUGAUGUCUUUAGAAAUGUCAACUUCUCGUAGAAAUUUCAACUGCAUACUUGAACCUUAAUAUCAGGAGUUUUCUUUCCUCAACUGCAGAUGUUCAUUUCCUCAUGUUGAUAAACUUGUGUUUUUUUUUCUGAUAGCACUGAAAGGUAGCACUGAUAAAUUAUUACUCAACAAGAAGGGAAUCUGCACUAUACUUGACACUGAACAAAAACAACGUUGCUGAGAUCAUUUAUGGGUUAACGUUUAUGUUUAUGUUUAAGUUACGUGGGUUUUAAGUCCAUACUGACUUCAUGUAACAGUUUGUAGGUAUUGUAAAUUAAUUAAUUAUUUAUUUUCGUUUAUUUGGAAAAGAUGUUCUUUUCUCUGAUGGACUUUAUUUAACAGAUUAAAGUAUUCACUCUUAGCCCAUGACCUGGGUAACAUGCAGACUCAUGGAUGCUAGAUGUAGGGAACAUUGACUAAAUGCAGUAUGUACUACUCUUGGGGAAGAACACAAGGCUUAGUUGGCUGUUUCCAUACAAGAACCAGUUGUGUCUACUUGGAAUCCCACAAUGAGUUCUUUGUAAAAGC